Molecule: messenger RNA, 612 nt
Organism: Sipha flava (yellow sugarcane aphid)
Lineage: Eukaryota; Metazoa; Arthropoda; Insecta; Hemiptera; Aphididae
Gene: RpL27A
Product: 60S ribosomal protein L27a
Exons: 5
Coding region: 102-545 (147 amino acids)
Biological process (GO): translation
Cellular component (GO): ribosome; cytosolic large ribosomal subunit
Molecular function (GO): structural constituent of ribosome
Source: RefSeq, a predicted model, not a curated record
UUUUUGUAUUUCUAGUAUGCGUUGUGUUCGUGUGCUCUUGUCCUCUUGAUUUCAAUUCUUAAGUUGUGCACAGUUUCAUUUUUCUUCGUUGCUGAAGCAAAAUGACUACCAGUAAGAAGAAGACCAGGAAAUUGCGUGGACAUGUCAGUCAUGGACAUGGUCGUGUAGGUAAACACAGGAAACAUCCUGGAGGUCGAGGUAAUGCUGGUGGUAUGCAUCACCACAGAAUAAAUUUUGAUAAAUACCAUCCUGGUUAUUUUGGAAAGUUGGGUAUGCGUAAUUACCAUUUGAGAAGAAAUUCAAAAUGGUGUCCAACUAUUAAUCUUGAACAGCUAUACACACUCAUCCCUGAAGAGACUAGACAGAAAUAUGAAAAUGACAAAGAAAAGGCAGUUGUCAUUGAUGUUGUUCGAAAGGGUUAUUACAAAGUUUUGGGAAAAGGUAAUCUUCCCAAACAGCCACUUAUUGUAAAGGCUAAAUUCUUUUCCAAGGUUGCUGAGCAAAAAAUUAAGAAAGUUGGUGGUGCCUGUGUACUUCAAGCUUGAUUUACUUUAUAUGUAUAAUUUACUAUACUUAUAUUUAAAGUAAAAUAAAAACUGUUUUUUAAACAAU